GAAACAGGGAUAGGAUGUGACGGGGAAAGUAGUGUUCAUGAAACUAAUUUUUUCUUACAAAAUAUUAUCAAAAACAACAAAAUCCCUCGCAAAUCAAUAACCUGCCCAUAGGGUUUGAGGUUUUUAUUUAAGUUUAUAGACGAAGGGCAUUUAGACUCACUAUUCUAUACUUUUUUUUAAGAAUGUGUGAGACAGUUAGCCCGCUAGCUAGCUAGCUAGAAGGAGUGUGAUAGAGGCGGAGGGAGAACAAAAGAUUUUUUGCGUUUUGGUCGGUUGCACUGACAUCAAGUCCAUGCAGAACGUGUCAUCACUAACACAAUGCCCGUGUUACUUUUUCUGAUAGACACGUCCGCUUCAAUGAACCAGCGCACCCAUCUGGGCACUACCUAUCUGGACAUAGCAAAAGGCGCUGUUGAGACUUUCAUGAAGCUCAGAGGGAGAGACCCCGCGAGCAGAGGAGACCGGUAUAUGUUGGUAAAUUUUGAGGACGUUCCCGUCGGAAUAAAGGCUGGAUGGAAAGAGAGCCACUCGACCUUCAUGACAGAGCUGAGAAACCUUCAGGCCAAUGGACUCACAGCAAUUGGCCAAUCUUUGAGGACUGCUUUUGAUUUACUCAAUCUCAAUAGAUUAGUCACUGGGAUAGACAACUAUGGACAGGGCAGGAAUCCCUUUUUUCUGGAGCCGGCCAUCAUAGUAGCUAUCACCGACGGCAACAAGCUGACCAGCAGCGGUGGAGUCCAGGAAGAGCUGCACCUGCCCCUGACCACCCCCCUGCCGGGCAGCGAGCUGACCAAGGAGCCCUUCCGCUGGGACCAGCGUCUCUUCGCCCUGGUGCUGCGCAUCUCCGGCCACGCCUCCGUGGACCCUGAGCCCCUGGGAGGGGUUCCCCAGGACGACUCAGCCAUCACCCCCAUGUGUGAGGUCACCGGAGGUCGUUCCUACAGCGUGUUCUCCCAGCGCAUGCUGAACCAGUGUCUGGAGUCGCUGGUGCAGAAGAUCCAAAGUGGCGUGGUCAUCAACUUUGAGAAGACUGGUCCAGACCCCCCUCCUCUGGAAGACCCCCCAGGGGAGGUGGUGAAGCCAGGCCCCCAGCUCUGGCAUUGUUGCCACAAGCUGAUCUAUGUGAGGCCCAACCCCAAGACAGGCGUGCCCAUCGGACACUGGCCCAUCCCAGAGUCCUUCUGGCCGGACCAGAACUCACCCACCCUGCCCCCCCGCUCAGCCCACCCCCUGGUGAGGUUCUCCUGUCAGGACUCGGAGCCCAUGGUCAUAGACAAGGUGCCCUUUGACAAGUACGAGCUGGAGCCUUCGCCCCUCACCCAGUACAUCCUGGAGAGGAAGUCUCCUCAGAGCUGCUGGCAGGUGUUUGUGUGUAACAGUGCCAAGUACAGUGACCUGGGCCAGCCCUUCGGCUACCUGAAAGCCAGCACAGCCCUCAACUGUGUCAACCUGUUCGUCAUGCCCUACAACUACCCUGUUCUGCUCCCCCUGCUGGAUGACUUGAUCAAGGUUCACAAGUUCAAGCCCACUAUCAAAUGGCGGCAGUCGUUUGAGAACUACCUGAAGACGAUGCCUCCAUAUUACAUAGGAUCCCUGAGGAAGGCGCUGAGGAUCAUGGGAGCUCCGAACCUCCUGGCAGAGAACAUGGAGUAUGGCCUGAGCUACAGUGUGGUGUCCUACCUCAAGAAGCUCAGCCAGCAGUCUAAGAUCGAGUACGACCGCAUGAUCGCGUCCAUCGGGAAGAAGGCUCUGGUAGAGGUGGGCAUCAAGGUGCGCUCCCGGGGGGGCGUGUCUCUGGCCCAGCGCCGGGACUUCACCCAGCUGCUGCAGAGCAUCUCUGGGGAGACGCCGGCCCUGCCCCUGGAGCUCAACCUCAAGGAGUUCUCUGGCUUCCAGCUGGCUCUGCUCAACAAGAGCGUGAAGCCGCAGGGCUUCAGGAACGCCUACGACAUCCCCAGGAGCCACCUGCUGGACCAGCUGAGCCGCAUGAGGAGGAACCUGAUGAAGGGCAGCCUGGUGCUGACCGGACAGGACCCUGACCAGCUCCACAGUGUUCCCGUGGCCCAGAUGGGGAACUACCAGGACUUCCUGAAGGCAGCUCCUCAGCCCCUGAGAGACGCAGACCCGGAGCAGCCCAAACGCCUGCACACCUUCGGCAACCCCUUCAAGCUGGACAAGAAGGGCAUGAUGAUCGACGAGGCGGAUGAGUUUGUGACGGGGCCCCAGAACAAGGGCAAGAGGGCGGUGGGGGACAGCAGCAUGCAGGGGGGGGGGGUGCCCAAGAGGCGGCGCUGCAUGUCCCCCCUGCUGCGCCUGGGGAGGGCCUACUGCCCCCCCGUCACCCCCCCUGCCAGCCCCAGACCUGCCUCAGACGCUGAUUCCAACCACAACGAUCUAGAGGACUUCCUCAUCCACCUGAACCACAACCACUACAGCCCCGAAAGAGUCCCCGACCAGGAUGAGGAGGACCUGGACGAGGGCAGCCCCUCCAGCCUCGAGGCCCAGGACAACCACGUCCUGCUGGGGGAGGAGGAGCAGGGUGGCCUGGGGGGGGAGGAGGAGGAGGGGAGGGACGGGGAGCAGGAGGGAGGGGACCUCCUGGAGGAGCGUCCGGCACGCUACCCCUCCCCUGGGGCCCUGAAGAAGCUGAUGAACAGCGAGAGUCAGGAAGUCAACUCCGAGCUCCGUUCCCUCAUCACCAAGGAGAUCAGGAAACCAGGGCGACACUAUGAGAAAAUCUUCCAUUUCCUGAAGCAGAUCCAGGGCAGUCUGGACACUCGCUUGAUCUUCCUGCAGAACAUCAUCAAAGAGGCCGCCAGGUUCAAGAAGCGGGUUCUUAUAGAACAACUGGAGAACUUUCUAGAAGAGAUCCACAACAGGGCCAACAAUAUGAACCACCUGGACGGCUUCUGAAGGGGCCCUGUUCCAAACCCAACACCCGUACCUUAACCCUGCAGUCAGCCCUGUUCCACCGGUCUGCACCCCUCCUCACCAAACACACAGUGGGUCAGUCCACUCCCCUCCCAUGCUCUUAGUGGUGAUGGAUCGGUCCACUGUGGAGCCAGAGGGGGGUUUAGAAACCCAGUCCCUUACCACCUCCAUGAGGUAGUGAGCAUGGAUACAUAACAAGCAUUGUACCACACAGGGAUGGAAACCAACCCACCGAAUUAACCUAGUGUGUGUCUGUCUGACUGUGUGUGUGUCUGACUGACUGUGUGUCUGUCUGACUGUGUGUGUGUCUGUCUGACUGUGUGUCUGUCUGACUGUGUGUGUGUCUGUCUGACUGUGUGUGUGUCUGUCUGACUGUGUGUGUGUCUGACUGUGUGUGUGUCUGUCUGACUGUGUGUGUGUCUGUGACUGUGUGUGUGUCUGUCUGACUGUGUGUGUGUCUGUCUGACUGUGUGUGUGUCUGUCUGACUGUGUGUCUGUCUGACUGUGUGUGUACAGCUCCAGGAGGAGGGAUUUCCUCCUGCCUCGGGGUUCAGACACGCUGGUCUCAUUUCAAACAGGAUUCUGUAGCUUUGCUUUUCUUACCACCCUUUUCUUCUUCUCCUUUUUCCUUUUGCUCUGUUCUACCUUUUUAUUCUCUGGGCAACAAAUGCCUUUUUCCAUCUGAGUUCCUUUUACAAGUUAACCUUGGUUGUUACUUUUUAAACACUCCACCAAUUGAAACACUCCUGUGAUGUUUACCAAUAAGAACCAGUAAAUCUUACUGGUCUCUGAAAUCAUAUCAAAAGUCCCUCUGUUUCAGUUAACCUCAUUCUUCUUAUCUUUCACAGUCACGAGUUUAAACAGUUUAGUUACCCCUCGAACAAAACGAAAACCCUAUUUCCGUGACCGUUCGAUUGACAGGAUGCUGUGUAACUGUCAAGUCUGCUCCACACAGGGAACAUAGCUCAGGAACUGACUAGAGCAGAAUGGUUUGCAAUAACACUGUUAGACUAGUCCAGUGUUACCCUGUACCGUCGAGGAUGGCCUCAUUGUUACAUUGAACAUAUCUGUGGUGCUGAAGGCAUCUCUCUGGAGUGUUCUAGAAGGACAGGGGUCUCAAGUGGUCUUGUGUUCAGGUACCUGCCUAACAUUUGAUACUGUUAUCCUCUCAUCAUCUUGCUCUCUCUCUCGCUUUCUCUCUCCUAUCCCCCCAUCGUUUAGACAGGGACCAAAUCUUUGCCAUACUUGUCUUGUUGUUUUUCACCGGGGAGUUCUACCAAAAGACAGUAUUUUGAAUACGCUGUAUAGAUGUAAAUACAUUUAGAGAACUAUUUAAAGAGAAUGUUCAGUGGAAGGCCUUUUUGUAAGUAUUUCCAUGAAUAAAGUUUCUAUUUUACACUGUGAAGGGCCAUGUAAAUAAAAAUGACACAUUCUGUAAAUAUCUCCUUCACUUGUGUGACAUGACAGUUUUGCAUUCAUCGGUGGAGUGGCAGCAGAGGGCAUCAUUAUAAUGAUGACAGGAAUGCAAGGGUAGCUCCAGAAAUAUGUAGGAAAAAAACUUGUUUUAUAGUUUAUUUGCCUUUGCUAACACGGCACUAUUUUUAAAAGGCGGUGAAAUAAAUGACCAAAACACUUAAGGUGUAAAA
This is a messenger RNA of Osmerus eperlanus (European smelt), 4577 nucleotides long. RefSeq names its product integrator complex subunit 6 (gene ints6). Gene Ontology annotation, biological process: snRNA 3'-end processing. Gene Ontology annotation, cellular component: integrator complex. The transcript has 19 exons. The coding region runs from base 319 to 2913 and encodes 864 amino acids. The record is from RefSeq and is a predicted model, not a curated record. Lineage: Eukaryota; Metazoa; Chordata; Actinopteri; Osmeriformes; Osmeridae.